Messenger RNA from Monoraphidium neglectum, 2349 nucleotides. RefSeq lists its product as hypothetical. The record is from RefSeq and is a predicted model, not a curated record. NCBI's taxonomy places the organism in Eukaryota, Viridiplantae, Chlorophyta, Chlorophyceae, Sphaeropleales, Selenastraceae. The coding region runs from base 1 to 2349 and encodes 782 amino acids. Gene Ontology annotation, molecular function: protein binding. The transcript has 2 exons.
AUGCGACAGGGCACCCGCGCGAUCCACAUCGCGGCCCGGCAGGGCCACGUAGCAGCCGUCCAGGCCCUGCUGCGCGUCCCCGGCGUCGACGCGCUUGGCCCCACAAAGCGAGCCGAGACCCCGCUCUUCUUCGCCUGCAGGGACAACCGGCCGGCGGUGGUGGCACUGCUGACGGACCCGACGCGCCGCGAGCGCUUCCGCCAACGCCAACACGAGCGCCCGCCCACCGCGCCCUCCACCGCCGCGUCGCCGGACGAGGCCGCCGCCGCGGCGGCAGCGACAGCACCACCAGCGGUCGCGGACGGCGAGGACGACGAGGAGGGCCGCCGGCUGCAGCGCCGCUGGGCCGACUGCGCGACCGGCUGCGUGCCCGUCGCCGCGACGCGCGGCAAUCUCGAAAUCCUCGAGCUGCUGCUCGCCGCCGGCGCCGACCCCGACGGCCCGCCCGGCGGCGGCAUCCCGCGGCCGCCGCUGCAGCUCGCCUGCGAGAACGGCCACGCGAGGGUGGUGCGGCUGCUGCUCGACGCGGGCGCCCGCGUGCCAGAGGGCGGGCUGGAGGGCUGGACCCUCUGCCUGCGGCUGGUCCGCGAGUGCCUCGCGCUGUGGCAGGCGGACAUCGCGGCGCUGCGGGAGGCGGCGGCGGUGGGGCCGGCGCUGCAGCAGCUGGUGGUUGACGCGGCGGGGGCGCUCAAGGAGUUGCAGGAGACGCGGCGCGGCGGCGGCGGCGGCGGCGGCGACGGCAGCUUUGGCAGCGGCGGCAGCGGCGGCGGGCGUGGCGGCAGCGACGGCAGCAGCCGUGAUGGCGAAGCGCCCUGGGCGGAAGAGGCAGAGGCUGAUGGUGCGGGGCAGGCGCAGCAGCUGCGCCCCGAGCAGCUGCCCGAACCACCCCAGGGCAGCGCAGAGGGUCAGGAGUUUGCCUCACCUUCAGAGGCGGAGGCGCCGUGGGCAGCAGCGUCUGCUGUGCCGGGCGCCGAGCAGGACGGCGCGGCGGCGGCGGCGCACGCCGAGGCGCGCAGCGCAGGCGGGGCCGCCUCGCCGGAGGCGGCGGAGGCGGCUGCGGAGCCGCCGGCAGGUGGCGCGGACGGCGACGCGGCGGCGGGAGCGAGAGCGAGAGCGGGGACCGAAGGCUUGGCAGCCACUUCAGAAGAAGCGGCACCAAAGGAGGGUGCAAGCGCAUCGAUCGAGGCGCAGCAGGCGGCGGCACCCGCGGCGCAUCCCGAAGGGCGGGGCGGCGCGAGCGACGCAGCUGCGUCGGAGCAGGCGGCGCCGCCGGGGGCCGCCGUCGCCGAGGCGGUCGGCCCCGACGGGGCCGGGACGGCGGCAGGGGCGCAGGCGCAGCCGGAGCAGGGCGGUGAUGCGGAUGCGCCGGCGAGGGAGGAGGCUGCGGCCGCGGAGGGCGCGGCGGCCGAGGAUGCGGAGGAGCAGUGGUGGGAGCCCAGCGGCUCGCAGGCCGCGUGGGCGGCCGAGGCUGCCUUCGAGGCGGAGGCCCCGUUUGCGUCGGCGGAGGUCGCGGCCACCGUAGUGCAGCGGAUUGCCUCUCAGGGGUCAUCUGCAGGGGGCGCGGCGGCGCCGGCGACAGCACCGGAGCCGGCGCGAGGGCCCGAGCCGUCCCAGCCGCACGCGGGCGCGGCGGCCUCGUUGCUAGAUAUCCAAGCGUCGGAGCCCGGACCGGUCACGCCAGGGCCGAUGCUGGCUCCAGAAUGGGGCAAGGCGGCUGCGGGCGAGGAGGUCGGGGACGCAGAUGGUCUGCGGCCCUCACAGCAGACCAGUUUGGGGCAGGCGGUCGAGGCGGCGGCCGACGCGCUGACUCAGCAGCAGGGCCACGAGCGUGGUAGCAGCUCCGGCGGCGCCGCGGUGGCGGCAUCACAGGAGAAGCCAGCCAGCGAGGCCGGGCGGACGCGCCAGGGAUACGGCGGGGAAGGGUGGUUUGAGCUGGAGGGGGCCCAGCGGCCCGGCUUCGAGGCGGCAACCGAAACGGGGGAUGGCCAGGGCCCGGCUGUCACGCAGGGCGAGGCGGGCGGGGCGGCUGAAGGGGGUGAGCUGUCCCCACGGCGCCAGCCGGAGGUGGGCAAGACGGCAGCCGCAGCCGGUGGCGGCGAGCGGGAUCCGCACGGCGGCGAUCAGGCGCAGCAGCAGUGGGACCCGUGGGACCCUGCGCAGGCGGAGCCGCACGCCGCGCCGCCGGCUGCUGAGGGGACGGCGGGGCCAGCGCAAGACAGGCGUGUGCCGCCGCAGCAGUUGGCGGCGGAGCCCGACGUGGCGUCGACGCUUGCGCCGCCGCAGCGGCCGGCUGAGUGGGGGGACUGGCGAGAGGCGCCUCGGACUGACACGGCUGGCGGCGGUGUGUAG